This is a messenger RNA of Psammomys obesus (fat sand rat), 393 nucleotides long. It is a transcript of the gene Adig, whose product is annotated as adipogenin. Lineage: Eukaryota; Metazoa; Chordata; Mammalia; Rodentia; Muridae. The coding region runs from base 77 to 319 and encodes 80 amino acids. The transcript has 3 exons. Gene Ontology annotation, biological process: white fat cell differentiation; brown fat cell differentiation. Gene Ontology annotation, cellular component: nucleus; lipid droplet; cytoplasm. The record is from RefSeq and is a predicted model, not a curated record.
CUAAGGUUCCUGCCUGCUGCUAGGUCCUCAGGGGCAGUCAGCAAUCCAGGUGGCCCUGCCUGGCCACCGGUGCAAAAUGAAGUACCCACUGGUGCCACUGGUGAAUGACCUCACGCUCUCUUUCCUGGUUUUCUGGCUCUGCCUGCCCGUGAGUUUGCUGCUGUUCUUGAUGAUCAUCUGGUUACACUUCUUACUUGGUCAAGAUUCAGAGGAAAAUGAUUCAGAUUUAUGCUUCAACUGGGAGCCCUGGAGCAAAAGACCAGCAGAGUCAGGCUGUGAGGGGACAGUCCAUGACCAGGAGGACAGGAUCCACUGUUGAGCCUGCCAUACCAGGUGUCAUCUGGCCCGAGUGGAUGACAGGAAGAGAACACUGGUGCCCGAAGAGCCUUCCUG